GUUAGUGGAAAAAAAACGGUAAGCGUUAAGCACUUAGCAAUACAAAGUUCAAGGAUCGAGUGUUAGUUUUAAUUUUUUUAGCGUUUCAACAAAACAAUUGAACAUUAUCAAAUAUGCGCCGUGUUUCUUUUUAAUUUAGAUCUGUAUUUAUGAUCCUCUAUAGUUUAAUUUUCUUUGUACGAAUAAAUAAAAAUGUAUUUAAUAUUUUUUUCCGCAAAUGAAACAGACCUAUGUAUAAUCACAAGCCCUACACAGCAAUAAUCUCAUCUCAUUACUCAAUUCUAAUUACAAUAAUUAUUGUAUUGAUUCACUAACAACAAACUGGCUUAAACCUAAGAGAUUAUUUGUAAAUCAGAAUUUUAAAUAAUUGAUAUAAGUAUACACAAUGGUGUUUGAUAACCUCUAUCUUAAUAAGGACCAUCUUGAUGGGUUUGACAAUUAUAAAUAUAAUGCAAUUGAUACAAAUCCUUUGGGUACAUACAUUAUGCAUCCAUUUUGGAACGCAUUAAUUAAAGUUACUCCAAGAUGGAUUGCACCAAACUUACUAACAUUUGUUGGUUUUCUGUUUACUGUUGGAGCUUCACUUCUCCUUGCUUAUUAUGACUAUGGUUUUUAUGUGUCUGGAAUAAAUUAUAAAGGUGAUCCAAUACCAAGAUGGGUUUUUGGCGUUGUGUCUUUAUUUAUUUUCAUUUCAUACUCUCUUGAUGGUCUUGAUGGUAAACAGGCUAGACGUACAGGCACAAGUGGUCCACUAGGUGAACUGUUUGACCACGGUUUGGAUUCCUGGACAACUGUUUUUAUUCCAACUGCACUUUAUUCAAUAUUUGGACGUGAUGAUCCGAAUACUAUUCAACCAAUAAGGAUGUAUUACAUUUGUAUAAUGGUUUUCAUUAAUUUUUAUCUUGCUCAUUGGGAAAAGUAUAAUACUGGAGUAUUAUAUUUGCCAUGGAGUUAUGACUUUUCAAUGGUUGGAUUAGUGUUCUUCUUCGGACUUACUGCUAUUUUUGGUCCAGAAAAAUGGAAAAUGUCAUUGAUAAAUAAUUAUUCCUUUGGACAUGUCACGGAAAUAACAUUUUACUUUACCACUUUCAUUACAAAUAUUCCAGUCUCAAUUUAUAAUAUUUAUAUAAGUUACAGGGAUAAAACAGGCAAAAAUUUAAGUAUCCUAGAAGGUAGUCGACCAUUAGUCCCUUUAACUGUAUUUGUGUCUUUAUGCUUAAUAUGGGUAAAAAUGUCACCAACAAAUAUUCUUGAAAGGGAUCCAAGAAUAUUUUUUAUGAUGAGUGGAGCAAUAUUUUCAAAUAUUUGUUGUCGUUUGAUUGUGGCUCAAAUGAGCAAGACCCGAUGUGAAGCACAUAACAAUUUGUUGUCGUUUAUGAUUGUAGCUAUAUUAUUUAGUGUGUUUUUACCUCCCAUUGAGUUAAUUUGUAUGUACAUUAUGGCAUUGAUAAGCAUUGUGACACACAUAUACUAUGGAGGCUGUGUUGUGAAACAAAUGGCUGAUCAUUUUAAAAUCAAGUGUUUCAAAAUACCAUAUAAGAAACAUUAAAUAUAAUAUAUUAUGAAAAUAAUACUUAUUUAUUAUAUAUUAAUUUUUAUUAAUUACUUAAAUCAACAUUAAUAUUCAUGAAAUAGUUGUUACUAACUGUUAUUAGUUUUUAAAAUCUCAUUACGGAUUUGCCAUUCAGAUGAAGUACUAUUAUUUUUUUAUAUUUUUAGAAUUGUUUUAUAAAUGUUUUGUACACAAGUUAUUAAUAUUAAUAACACUUGUUGAAAAUUGGUGUUGUACAUUAUAUCUUACUAGUUGUACUAAUUCAAUUUUUUUUUCUAUAUCAUAGCUUUAAAGUGUAUAAACUAAUUUACCUUUGAAUUAAAUUAAUUCGGGGUAUUGAACAGUAAAUACUACUCAAUAAGAUAUUGGCAGUUAUCUAAUUACCUUUUUAUUGUUAUAUUAUUCUACUUUAAACGUUUAAUAUUAAAUAACCUUAAUGGGUACUUAUUUUUUUUAAAUGGGUUGUAUUCUAUAAUUAGGUAUAGCAUUUAUGUAAUAAUAAUUACAAAUAAAUUAAGGUUAUUAAGGUAUCCAUA
This is a messenger RNA of Diuraphis noxia (Russian wheat aphid), 2088 nucleotides long. Its product is annotated as ethanolaminephosphotransferase 1. NCBI's taxonomy places the organism in Eukaryota, Metazoa, Arthropoda, Insecta, Hemiptera, Aphididae. Gene Ontology annotation, biological process: phosphatidylethanolamine biosynthetic process. Gene Ontology annotation, cellular component: Golgi apparatus; endoplasmic reticulum membrane. Gene Ontology annotation, molecular function: ethanolaminephosphotransferase activity. The record is from RefSeq and is a predicted model, not a curated record.